GUUGCCCUCGCUGGCUUGAUCCUGGGCCUCGACGUCUCGUCGUUGGCUGUUUUCAUGGGCUCAGAGCAGUUCAAGAGAUACUUCAACAACCCCAACAGCCUCGCCCAGGGCCUUAUGGCUGCUUCCAAUCCUCUAGGGGCUUUCUUUGGAUGCAUUCUCUCUGGCUUUCUCAAUGACAUAAUUGGCAGAGUUACGACUUUAAGAAUCUCGUCGAUGCUCUGGAUCAUUGGCUCUGUGGUCUCUAUUUUUGUGUUUAAUGUCGAGAUGGUAAUCGCAGGCAGAUCCAUCAAAGGGCUCUCUGUUGGAAUCUUUUCUGCUUCUUUGCCAGUCUACGUAUCUGAAAUUAUUCCUGCCUACAAGAAAGGCUUUGUAAUGUCGAUUAUUCAGUGGUCUUUAACUUGGGGAAUCCUAUUGAUGUUUUUCUUGUCUUACGCUUGCUCGACCAUUCAAACAGAUUAUUCCUUUAGAUUAGCCUGGGGUAUUGAAAUGAUUCCUGGCCUAUUAUUCUUUUUUUUCUCCUUCUUUUUACCCGAGUCUCCCAAAUGGUUAGUCUCAAAAACUCGUUUUUCUGAGGCUCAUAAAAUUUCAAUCAAUUUAGAAAAUCUAAGAUACAGAAAAUCAAAAAUAAUCGUCAACAAUAACAAUGAAAAAUUCUUGAAUAAUAUAAAUAUAUCUAAUGAUUAUACUGAUAAUAAUAAUAAUAAUAAUAAUAAUAAUAAUAAUAAUCUCUUUGGUAAAAAUUUAUACAAACACACUCUAUGUGGAAUCACUGUUCAAUCUGUUGUCCAAUUAACUGGUAUUAAUGUCUUGAUGUACUUUCUUGUCUAUAUUUGUGAAAUGAUCGGCCUUCAAGGUGAAGCCAAAAUUAUCGCUGCCUCAAUUCAAUAUAUAAUCAAUGUCCUAUUCACCAUUUUCCCAAUCUUAUGGCUAGAUAAUUUAAAGAGAAAAGAUGUCAUAGUCUUUGGUUCUGCUUCUUUAAGCCUUUGUCUUUUAUUCAUUUCUCUAGUCAUGGCAAUAUAUGGCCAUCAAAUUCCUCCUUUAAAUGGUAAUCCCUCCAUCCAAUGGCAAGUAAAAGGCAAACCCGGUUCUACUGUUUUAGCUUUAUGUUAUCUCUUUGUUGCCAUCUUUGCAUCCUCUUUAUCCUGUGCUGCUUGGCUUUAUACCGGUGAAAUCUUUCCAGUGAGAGCAAAAGGAAAGGGAACUGCUGUUUGUAUGGCCGUUUCUUGGUUUUUAAGUACUUUACUAACUUUAGUUGGCCCAUUAUUAUUACAACAUUUAAAAUGGGCAACUUUCAUGAUAUUUUCGGUUAUCUGCUUUAUUGGGAGUAUUUUAAUAGGUAUAUGUUUUCCAGAAACAAUGAAUAAAUCAAACAAUGAAAUUGAAUAUUUAUUU
Ascoidea rubescens DSM 1968 is the source of this 1392-nucleotide messenger RNA. RefSeq lists its product as uncharacterized. Lineage: Eukaryota; Fungi; Ascomycota; Saccharomycetes; Ascoideales; Ascoideaceae. The transcript has 4 exons. Gene Ontology annotation, biological process: carbohydrate transport; transmembrane transport. The annotation marks the transcript as partial. Gene Ontology annotation, molecular function: carbohydrate:proton symporter activity. The record is from RefSeq and is a predicted model, not a curated record. Gene Ontology annotation, cellular component: membrane.